Messenger RNA from Nycticebus coucang (slow loris), 3538 nucleotides. RefSeq names its product oxysterol binding protein like 6 (gene OSBPL6). Gene Ontology annotation, molecular function: cholesterol binding. Bases 573 to 3476 code for a protein of 967 amino acids. The record is from RefSeq and is a predicted model, not a curated record. Gene Ontology annotation, cellular component: intracellular membrane-bounded organelle; cytosol; perinuclear endoplasmic reticulum. Lineage: Eukaryota; Metazoa; Chordata; Mammalia; Primates; Lorisidae. The transcript is spliced from 29 exons.
GAGGCGCAGCACCGUCGCCGCCGCCGCUGUCUGCGCUGGAGAUCGCGGCUCGGCCCAGGCGGCGCCCGGCUCCCUGCCCCUCGGCCAGCCCGCGCGCCUGUCCGCCCGCCCCGCCGGCUUCCGCCUCCCGCCGCAGCCGCCGCAGCAUCCACGGCGCCGCUGCUCGCCCUUCAGAUCAAUUUGCAGGUAUACACAAUUAGGUUACACUGCUUGCAUUCAUAAGGAGCAAUCAUGGCACAGGAUGCUGGGUAGAGGUUUUGCUGCUUCAGUUCUUCUACUUGCUUGGAAAACAGCAAAAGAAGAAAAUUAAGGAGCCAGCCCUGGAAUUUACCCAGAUAGCCCCAACAAGGUCAGUAGACUGUGUCCCAAGGAGAAAAGCUGCAGGCGUCCAAGGAUAAAUCACUGCAGGACAGCUUUGAGCAGAAAGCCAACUAGAAGACUUAAAGGCUCCAAGGUAGAAGUGAAACCUGAUUCAUGAAAUGGAAUGAAGCUGAGAAGUCAUCUACUUCUUCGUGACUCUGAGAGAAGAUUGGGAUGGUCUUAAGUGCACGCAACUAGAUCUAACUGCAGAGAUGAGUUCAGAUGAGAAGGGCAUAGCCCCUGCUCACAAAACGGCCACCCCAACCCACAGAAGUGUCUCCUCUUCAACGUCCUCCCAGAGGGACAGUAGGCAGAGUGUCCACGUUUUGGAGAGGACUGCUUCCUCUAGCACUGAGCCCUCUGUAAGUCGGCAGUUGCUGGAACCAGAGCCGGUCCCCCUCUCCAAGGAAGCUGACAGCUGGGAAAUUAUAGAAGGGCUGAAAAUAGGCCAAACCAAUGUCCAGAAACCAGACAAACAUGAAGGCUUUAUGCUGAAGAAAAGAAAAUGGCCUUUAAAAGGCUGGCACAAGCGUUUCUUUGUCCUGGAUAAUGGAAUGUUAAAGUAUUCAAAGGCACCACUUGAUAUUCAAAAAGGGAAGGUCCACGGGAGCAUAGAUGUUGGACUCUCGGUCAUGUCAAUUAAAAAGAAAGCUCGAAGAAUAGACCUUGACACAGAAGAACACAUCUAUCAUCUGAAGGUGAAAUCCCAGGACUGGUUUGAUGCAUGGGUCUCCAAACUGCGCCAUCAUCGGUUAUAUCGUCAAAAUGAAAUUGUGAGGUCACCAAGAGAUGCCAGCUUUCACAUAUUUCCUUCAACCUCCACGGCUGAAUCCUCCCCAGCUGCUAAUGUUUCCGUUGUGGAUGGAAAGAUGCAGCCAAACAGCUUUCCAUGGCAGUCCCCUUUACCAUGUAGCAACAGCCUCCCUGCCACCUGCACAACUGGCCAGAGUAAGGUGGCAGCCUGGUUACAGGACUCAGAAGAGAUGGACAGGUGUGCAGAAGAUCUUGCACACUGCCAGUCAAACCUGGUGGAACUUAGCAAACUCCUACAAAAUUUGGAAAUACUUCAGAGAACUCAGUCAGCACCUAACUUUACUGACAUGCAGGCUAACUGUGUAGAUAUUUCAAAGAAAGACAAGCGGGUCACAAGACGAUGGAGAACAAAAAGUGUCAGCAAAGAUUCAAAAAUACAACUACAGGAAGGGCCACCUACGAAGGGCCAGUUCAGCACAACUCGGCGCCGGCAGAGGCUAGCGGCAGCAGUGGCUACAACAGUUCCUUUCAGUGCCACCAUGUCACCAGUUCGUUUGCAUUCCUCCAACCCCAACCUUUGUGCAGAUAUUGAAUUUCAGACUCCCCCUACCCACCUCACUGACCCUCUAGAAAGUUCAAUGGAUUAUACAAAGCUGCAAGAAGAAUUCUGUCUGAUUGCACAGAAAGUGCAUUCUCUUUUGAAGUCUGCCUUUAAUAGCAUUGCUAUAGAGAAGGAGAAACUGAAGCAAAUGGUUUCUGAGCAGGAGCACAGUAAAGGCCACAGCACGCAGCUGGCUCGACUCCGACAGUCACUGUCCCAGAGCGAAGGAGCGUGCAAAUCCUGGGCACUCAACCAGAAUGCUGAACUAAGGAGUCGGUUGAACAGAAUACAUUCAGAGUCUAUUAUUUGUGAUCAGGUUGUCAGUGUAAAUAUUAUUCCUAGCCCUGAUGAGGCUGGUGAGCAAAUCCAUGUCAGUCUCCCCCUGUCACAGCAAGUAGCCAACGAGAGCCGCCUCUCCAUGUCAGAGUCUGUCUCUGAGUUCUUUGACGCCCAGGAGGUGCUCCUCUCGGCAAGUUCUUCCGAGAAUGAGGCUUCAGAUGAUGAGUCUUACAUCAGUGACGUGAGUGAUAAUAUAUCUGAAGACAACACCAGUGUUGCGGACAAUAUUUCUCGGCAAAUCCUGAAUGGGGAGCUUACAGGAGGGGCCUUCCGGAACGGACGUCGAACGUGUCUGCCAGCUCCUUGUCCUGACACCAGUAACAUUAACCUGUGGAAUAUCUUGAGGAACAACAUUGGUAAAGACCUGUCCAAAGUCUCUAUGCCUGUGGAGCUAAACGAGCCCCUCAACACUCUGCAGCAUCUCUGCGAGGAAAUGGAAUACAGUGAGCUUCUGGACAAGGCUUCGGAAACUGAUGACCCAUACGAGCGCAUGGUUCUCAUUGCUGCAUUUGCAGUGUCGGGGUACUGCUCCACGUAUUUCCGAGCAGGAAGUAAGCCAUUCAACCCAGUCCUGGGGGAGACUUAUGAAUGCAUCAGAGAAGACAAGGGAUUCCGAUUUUUCUCAGAACAGGUUAGUCAUCAUCCACCCAUUUCUGCCUGUCACUGUGAAUCAAAGAAUUUUGUGUUUUGGCAAGAUAUCAGAUGGAAAAACAAGUUCUGGGGAAAGUCGAUGGAAAUCCUGCCUGUUGGAACACUGAAUGUCGUGCUUCCGAAGUACGGAGAUUACUAUGUGUGGAAUAAAGUCACCACAUGCAUACACAACAUCCUCAGUGGGAGACGGUGGAUAGAGCAUUAUGGAGAAGUAACCAUUAGAAAUACCAGAAGCAGCGUCUGCAUUUGCAAGCUCACAUUUGUCAAGGUGAAUUAUUGGAAUUCAAACGUGAAUGAAGUCCAAGGGGCUGUGAUAGGGCAGGAGGGGAAGGUGGUGCACCGGCUGUUUGGGAAGUGGCAUGAAGGGCUUUACUGUGGCGUGGCCCCCUCUGCAAAGUGCAUCUGGAGACCAGGGUCCAUGCCAACUAACUAUGAGCUCUACUAUGGCUUCACAAGGUUUGCUAUUGAGCUCAAUGAAUUAGAUCCGGUACUAAAAGAUCUCCUUCCACCGACAGAUGCUCGUUUCCGGCCAGAUCAAAGAUUUUUGGAAGAAGGAAAUUUAGAAGCUGCAGCAGCAGAGAAGCAGAGAGUAGAGGAACUCCAGAGAUCUCGAAGACGAUACAUGGAGGAAAACAACCUUGAACAUAGACCAAAAUUUUUUAAAAAAGUUAUUGAUGCCAAUCAAAGAGAAGCCUGGGUCUCUAACGACACCUACUGGGAACUUCGAAAGGACCCUGGGUUUAGCAAAGUAGACAGCCCUGUCCUUUGGUAAACUGGGAACGUAAAGCUAGGCACAUAUCACACUCUGAAUGAAUAAAUAACUAUGCACAAUUA